AUGGGAUAUAAGAUAUAUUCUAACUCUGACUUAGUUCAAACAGUAACAUGGGCAAACUAUGAAUGGUUCGCUUUGAGAAACUCAGUACAACCACAAGCUAGAGAACAAACAGACCAGUAUGCAACUAUUGAGAAAAUAAGAAGACUUGACCCUAACGUUCCAGGAGUUUAUGUUGACCUUUCUGGACAAACUGCAGCAGCAGUAACCAAAGUAAAACUGAAACUUAGAGUUCCUUUGUCAUCUUUCCUCAUCUUCAGGUUUUUAAGAUACUUGCCAAACUGGGCAGGAAAAAUUUCUAUCGAACUUACUCCAAGCAAAAAUAACUUAGUCAUUGCACCAACACAAGACCCAUUCACUCUUACAGACGUAAAGGGAACAAAUCAAACGUCAUUCGCCGAAUUUUGCAAAGACAAAGUUGACUUAGACUUUGGUUUCUCAAACUUCAACACUGAAGUAAACUACUAUUUCAAUGCUGCUGGAACUGCUUGGGACCCAGUUAAGUUCACAUGCGAAAAAUUUGAAUGCAAGAGAAUAGAAAGCAGACUUGCAGUCUAUAUGUUGGACCCAGAUAUUUCAAAUGCUUUAGCUGCCAAAUAUAUUGCAGUUCCACUUAUGUUCCCUAUACACCAAAUAUCUGUCAAAGACUUUGCAGGUGAAGUUGGAAACCAAAGUGCUGACCCAGGUGCAAGAACAGAUAUUGCUUUAACAACUGCAAUGAAACAUGCAGAUACUAUGUUUGUACUGUUCAGACGAACUAUAAAUGACUAUUCUUGCUUCUACAACCCUGGUAUUAAAUACCAUAUAAACAUAGAUGGCAAAUACUAUCCAAGAGAAGA
Messenger RNA from Trichomonas vaginalis G3, 836 nucleotides. Its product is annotated as protein of unknown function, DUF4106 family. NCBI's taxonomy places the organism in Eukaryota, Parabasalia, Trichomonadida, Trichomonadidae. The annotation marks the transcript as partial. The transcript has a single exon. The record is from RefSeq and is a predicted model, not a curated record.